Molecule: messenger RNA, 4721 nt
Organism: Cynara cardunculus var. scolymus (artichoke)
Lineage: Eukaryota; Viridiplantae; Streptophyta; Magnoliopsida; Asterales; Asteraceae
Product: DNA topoisomerase 2
Exons: 18
Coding region: 50-4558 (1502 amino acids)
Biological process (GO): sister chromatid segregation; resolution of meiotic recombination intermediates; DNA topological change
Cellular component (GO): nucleus
Molecular function (GO): DNA topoisomerase type II (double strand cut, ATP-hydrolyzing) activity; ATP binding; DNA binding
Source: RefSeq, a predicted model, not a curated record
UCCUCACUUCAUCCUCUACAGACACCAUCUCUGUGUCUCUGGAACAACCAUGGCGACAGAGCAACGCCAGCCACUGCAAUCAAGCACCACCGAUAACAUCCCACCGACCACUAAAGUUGCCAGCAAAAGAGGUAGGACCAUCGAAGAAACUUUUCAGAAGAAGACUCAGCUCGAGCAUAUUCUUCUCCGGCCGGAUACUUACAUCGGAUCCAUUGAAAAGCAUGAACAAACACUUUGGGUAUGGGAAGGAGAUCAAAUGGUGAAAAGACCAAUAUCGUACGUCCCUGGUCUCUACAAGAUCUUUGAUGAGAUUCUUGUGAAUGCCGCUGACAACAAGCAGCGAGAUCCUAAAAUGGACUCUGUGAAGGUCACUAUUGAUGUCGACAAGAAUUUAAUCAGUGUGUAUAAUAAUGGAGAUGGAAUACCCGUAGAAAUUCACAAGGAGGAACAGAUCUAUGUUCCUGAGUUGAUUUUUGGGCAUUUGCUGACUAGUAGUAAUUACGAUGAUUCUAUUAAAAAAACUACUGGUGGGAGAAAUGGUUAUGGUGCGAAGCUUGCCAACAUCUUCUCCACCGAGUUUACAAUCGAGACUGCAGAUGGGAAGCGUAACAGAAGAUAUAAGCAGGUGUUCUCAAACAACAUGGGGAAUAAAUCUGAGCCAACCAUAACAAAGUGCAAGUCUGGUGAAAAUUGGACCAUGGUCUCAUUUAAGCCUGAUUUAUCCAAAUUUGGCAUGGAAUGCCUUGAAGAUGAUGUAGUCGCUUUGAUGAAGAAGCGGGUAGUUGAUUUAGCAGGCUGCCUUGGAAAGAGUGUGAAAGUUGAACUAGAUGGAAAACGUGUUCCUCCUAAAACAUUCGAAGACUAUGUGAAGCUUUAUCUCCCAUCAUCUGCCGACACCUUAAGGCUAUAUGAGAAAGUAAAUGAAAGAUGGGAGAUAUGUGUUAGUAUGGCUGAUGGACAUUUUGAACAGGUCAGCUUUGUGAACAAUAUUGCCACAAUCAAGGGAGGGACUCAUGUUGACUACAUAACCAAUCAGAUUGCCAAUCACUUGGUAGCUGUUGUAAAGAAACAGAACAAACAUGCUACUCUCAAAGCCCACAAUGUAAAGAAUUAUCUAUGGGUAUUUGUCAAUGCACUCAUUGACAAUCCUGCUUUUGAUUCACAAACAAAGGAGACUUUGACGAUUAAACAAAGUAGUUUUGGGUCAACAUGUGAACUCACACCGGACUUCUUAAAGAAAGUGGCCAAAUCUGAUGUGGUGAAAAGAGUCGUCUCUUGGGUACAGUUUAAACAGCAGAAUGACCUCAAGAAAACCGAUGGUAACAAGAGGGGAAAGCUCAACAUUCCUAAACUUGAAGAGGCUAAUUAUGCGGCUACAAGUAAUUCCGAUAACUGUACCUUGAUACUGACGGAAGGAGAUUCAGCCAAAGCUCUUGCAAUGUCUGGAUUAUCUGUCGUGGGCCAAGAUUUCUAUGGUGUGUUUCCAUUGAGGGGUAAACUGCUGAAUGUGAGGGAAGCAAGCCCUAAACAGUUACAGGAGAAUGCUGAAAUUCAGAACAUUAAGAAGAUUCUUGGGCUUCAGCAGGCUAAAGUUUACGAAAAUGUGAAGUCCUUGAGAUAUGGGCAUUUGAUGAUAAUGGCUGAUCAGGAUCAUGAUGGUUCACACAUCAAAGGGUUGUUGAUUAACUUCCUUCACACAUUUUGGCCGUCUUUACUAAAAGUUCCGAACUUUGUGCUUGAGUUCAUCACGCCAAUUGUUAAGGCUACUAACAAGAGGACUAAGAAUGUGUUAUCGUUCUAUACAAUGCCCGAGUAUGAGGGUUGGAAGGAAAAUCUGGGGCACAGGGCAAGAGAAUACAAAAUAAAGUACUAUAAGGGGCUGGGAACAAGUAAUGGUAAAGAAGGGGCGGAAUACUUUGCUGAUCUUGACAAGCAUAAGAAGGAUUUUGUUUGGGCUGAUGAUGAGGAUGGUGAGGCAAUAGAGCUGGCAUUUAGUAAGAAGAAAAUUGAGGCCAGGAAGACCUGGCUCCGGGCACUUCAGGCCGGUACUUAUUUUGAUUCGAAGGAGAAACAUAUCCCAUAUCGUGACUUCAUCAACAAGGAGCUUAUUCUAUUUUCAAUGGCUGAUCUUCAAAGAUCUAUACCAUCAAUGGUAGAUGGAUUGAAACCAGGGCAGAGAAAGAUUUUAUUCUGUGCCUUCAAGAAGCCCAUUUUCCAGGAAGUAAAAGUUGCUCAAUUUAGUGGCUAUGUAUCUGAGCAUUCUGCUUAUCAUCAUGGGGAGCAAAGUCUUGUAAGUACGAUCAUUGGCAUGGCUCAAAAUUAUGUGGGCAGCAAUAAUAUCAACCUUCUUUACCCAAGUGGGCAAUUUGGCACCCGUCAGAUGGGUGGCAAAGAUCAUGCAAGUGGCAGAUAUAUCUACACUAAGCUUUCUCCUAUCACUCGACAUCUUUUUCAAAAGUCAGAUGAACUUCUCCUAGACUACUUGAAUGAAGAUGGGCAAUCCAUUGAGCCUACCUGGUUCAUGCCUAUAAUUCCAAUGGCUCUGGUGAAUGGAAGUGAAGGGAUAGGCACUGGGUGGAGUACAUUUGUACCAAAUUACAAUCCAAGGGAUAUCAUCGCUAACCUCAAGCGCCUAUUGAACAAUGAACCAUUGGUGCCAAUGGAUCCAUGGUAUAAAUGGUUCAAGGGAACCAUUCUGAAAAUGACAUCAAAGGACACUGGAUAUACAACUACAGGAAUUGUAGAGGAAAAAGAGGAUGAACCAAAUAAGCUUAUUAUCUCUGAGCUGCCAAUAAGGAAAUGGACUCAAGAAUAUAAGGAAUUUUUGGAGGCAGCUUCAUUGUCAGGGAAGGACAAGGAACCAUUCAUUGAGGAAUAUAUGGCUCAUAAUGAUGAUACGACUGUAAAUUUUGAAGUUAUCAUGUCUGCAGAACAAAUGAACAAUGCAAGGCAGGAGGGGUUUCUGAAAAAGUUUAAGCUAACGAGCAAUUUAAACACAAGUAACAUGCAUCUUUUUGAUGCAAACGGUGUAAUAAAGAAGUAUGACACCCCUGAACAAAUCCUUGAGGAGUUCUUUCACCUUCGUCUCAAAUAUUAUGAGAAAAGAAAGGCAACUCUGCUUCACGAGCUUCGGAAGGCUUUAUUGCAGCUGGAAAACAAAGUCAGGUUUAUUCUUGAGGUUAUGGCAGGAACAAUCAUUCUGAACAACAGAGUGAUAGAAGACCUGUAUGCCGAGUUGAAAGAUAAAGGCUAUACGCCUUUACCAAAGGAAGCUGUGUUAGAAGCAUCGAUUGCAGGAGCGGUUGAUCAUGUUGAAGGAAGUGAGGAAACCGAUGAGGCUACAGAGGAGGAAACGUCUGAGGUGGUGAUUGAGGAAAAAUAUCAAGCUACUGCCAGCAAGACGAUUCCCGGAACAGAAUAUGAUUACUUGCUGUCUAUGGAACUUCGAACCCUUACCCUUAAGAAGAAAAAUCAGCUAUGUGCUGAAAGGGAUACGAAAAAAGCAAUAUUUGAUGAGCUCACAGGCACUCCUUCGAGGUCUCUAUGGUUGCGAGAUCUUGAUGCUCUUGAGAAACAACUUGAUGAACAAGACAAGAGAGAUGCGAAAGAUGAAGCAGAGAGAAGGAGACAACAAGAAAAGGCAGCGAAGGCUGGUGGUGGUAGGAAUGUUAGGAAGCCUGCCAGAAAGGCAGUUACCAAGAAGGCAACCAUCACAGCGGCAGUUGCUGAACCCAUGGAAACUUCCGUUAGUUCUGCAAUGGAAACAGGCAAUGCUCCUGCUGUCGCAAAACCAAGAGGUCGAGCAGCAGGUUCAAAGAAACCUCCGGCCAAGAAUAAGGCGAAACCUACUUUGAUAGACGAAGAUGACGAUGAGGAAAUUCCUUCGCUGGCAGAUCGACUUGGGAAACAUAAUAUACAAUCUGAGCAGGAAGAUGAUGUGAUUGUUGAAUUGGAAGAUCAAUUAGCAAGACAUAAUAUUGAAUCCUCUCCUGAUCAAUCAGAAGUAGUUGUUCCAAACAAGAAAGGACCAACUAAAAGAGGUGCUGCAAAGAAGGCUACCAUCACUGAGAUUUCUGAUGAUGAAGAUGAAAUGGUGAUGGAAGAUGGUUCUGACUUUGAAGUCCUGAGUGAAGCACCGGUGGAGAAAAAGAAGCGUGGUGGAGGCCGAAAAGUGGUGGCAGCAACCAAACCUCCAACUGGAGCUACCAAGAAAAGAGGACCAGCUGCUAAGAAAUCCCAACAAACCGUUCCUGAUGGACAAAGACUGAUUACAGAAGCGUUAAAGCCAGCAGCAUCACCGGAAAAGAAGGUGAGGAAGAUGAGACCUUCACCGUUUAACAAGAAAAGCGGGUCUAUGUUGGGAAGGUUGAGUAGUAGUGAAGAGGAGAUGGUGGCAGAAACAAGCGGUGAAGUGGCGGCACCACCACCGAAUGCUAGACCCCAGAGGGUAAACAGAAGGAAGACAACAUAUGUGGUGAGUGAUUCUGAUGAGAGUGAGGAAGAUAAACCAUCUGAGGAUUCUGAAUUUGAUGAUGAUGACGAUGAAGAUGAAGAGUAAGGGAAUUCAAUACAUGCUUGUUCUGUUGGACAAUGUUGUUUGGUUAAUGUCAUUGGUAAGUACAAGUUUUUAGGUGAUGAUUUCGUAGAUCCAUUGCUUUUGGACUAGUCCAUGUUUGUUUUGAUUAGUAAUCAUAGCUAAUGAUUCUCUAAAUUAUUGGAUU